Molecule: messenger RNA, 2181 nt
Organism: Alternaria atra
Lineage: Eukaryota; Fungi; Ascomycota; Dothideomycetes; Pleosporales; Pleosporaceae
Exons: 3
Coding region: 1-2181 (726 amino acids)
Source: RefSeq, a predicted model, not a curated record
AUGACCCCAAAACAAACCAACGUCGAACCAUCGGAUGAGCCGUGGCUUGCCUUGCGACGAAGACACGACACUGAACUCAACAAUCUCCAACUACAAGCUAGAAAUUUGUACGAACAAUUCCAACAGAAUGCAAACAAGGCGAAAGCGGAUCUUCUCGCCAAACAUAAGAAGGAAGAGGAAGAGUUCUGGAGUAAGGCGAAGGCGGCAGGCAAGGACAAGAACAAGAGUGGAAAUAGUUCUGUAGUGUUCAAGGCGGGUGUUCAGGGUCAAGUCAAUCGUCGGGUAGUCGCACUACCACCUCCAAACCCUACUCCUGAAGUCAGACAGACACCAGCAGCAAUCUCAAGAGCGCCACAGACACCUACGUCAGCAUAUAACACAACGACCCUAGCACGCCAAAACAGGAAAAACAGCGCCGCCGUCACGAUUAUCGAUCUUUGCUCCGACGAUGAUGAACUAGUACAAGAGCAGAAGAAGCCAGGCCUACCGCCAGUUACGAAUGAUAUCACGUUGAGUUCGCACUCGAGCAAAAACAUCGAGCCAGCUGGCAGGCGUGAGUAUUCAAUUUCGUCUGCAAGUUUCGAGUUGUUUGGAAGAAGCGCAAACCGAAAUCAGGGCGUGCCAGAGUCAUCACAGUUCAAGCGUGAACAUAGCGUAUCUACUCAACAGUUCCCACAACCAUCUACACCAUUGCCCACCACCUCAAAUCGUGGUUCGACAACUGCCUUUCCGACACAGCAGAGCUCGACAUCUAAGGGGGAUGGCUUCGGCGAUUGGGCUUCAGCGGGUACGUUCCGCAUGCCAGCUGCUCAGGCACAAGACUCUCGUCAGGGAAGUGCUUCGGCUUUCGGUACCAUACCAGCAUCAGCCACUUCUACGUGGGCUGCUCCUACGAUAUCUGCUUCACAGGACUUACGGUUGUUGAUCGACUUUGCUCCUUCAAGGCUUUCCGGCUGUCAGCUAAGCCAGUCGUCAAUAGCCCAAGGAUCAACUUUGCACGGGCGUCCACUGGACUACGGUGGUACCUCGAACGGCUCAAUUGCAAUAUCACAAGACAGACACAUUCCCGAAAUGCUUCCAUCGCCAUCACCGUCCCCUCCCACCCUAAUCAUAGAGCCAUUUACUCCCACCAUUCCCGGCUUCAGGAGACCUGUCCUUCCGGCCAGCGCCACGAAAGACAGCAUACCGGCUGCAAGGAAUGUUCGUGCUGGCUCACAAGCCACAGCUUCGACAUAUCGUGCCUCUAGCAUCACACAGAAUCAACCUGAUUCAUCUGUCACAUCUCGAACGUCUGUGUCUUCGCACUCAAGUGUGGCGAGAGGCAAGCGAAAGGUAGUCGACUUAAGUAGCGACGAGGAGAGCGACUAUUCCCCACCAUCUGAUGAAGAUGAUGAGCCUAAGUUUCCUAUGACUACGGAUGAGGUGUGCAAUAGUACAAAGAGUAACACGAAGAAGCCUGGCCCGACGGCAAAGAAGGCUAAACUGCCUCCACCGCUACCGCCAGCUAUAGCCUCAAAAAGUGUGUUCAGCAAGGGAAAGAACGGCUUUGGCUUCCAGCCCACGUCGAAACCGAAAUCCAACCAAGCAGCGUUCUCGUUACCAAACCCACCGCCCCGUGCGCCGGUCAAGAAGCCUCAAUCAUCUGCAUCAUCUACACCAGCUACACGAACACCUGCUUUCAACAACGAAGCCGACUUGGAAGCCCGCACCAACAUCGCCAUUGACGAAGCAAAUGAGUACGAGGCGCCUGAAGCCGGUGUUGUUGAGCAAGUCAGAGGCAGCUUGCGAAGCAUGUCCAUUACUCCGGCACCUAGCACUGCCGAAGACCACGUGAACGCUACAGAAGACGUGGAGAUACUAGCCGUCGUUUCAGACUCUGGGAGCACCAUAGCGGUACAAAGCACGAAACACGGUGCGGGGUGGAACUCAUGGACUCACCGUCGCGCCAACGGCGAUAGGAACCUCGCCAAAUCACGUUCCAGUCGACCGCUAGUGCGGGAUGACGAAGAAGAUGACGACUAUGAAGAUCCGGAUAUCAGUAAGUACAGCAUCAUCGACGGCACGAUUGUGCAUGAGGCGGAUCUAGAAAGAACGAGACUGACGCAAGAGCAGGACAGGCGGAAUCAUAUGAUAUCAAGAGAGACGGACAGUGGCGGUCGCACACGCAGUGAGCGUGGUUGA